AUGGUGCAAAUCCUCCUGCGGGUGCAGGGGUCGGGCGUGGAGUGGCAGGAGACGCGGCUGGAGGACGCCACGGCCGUGAUGGUGCACCACCAGGCGCUGCUGCGCAACAAGCGCUGCCUCCUCGCCUACCUCAAUGCGCGCAUGGAUCAGAUCCGACGGCUGAGAUGGCAGCUGGGAGCAACGCUGCCACGGGCGUUGCAGGAGCGGCUGAGUGCGGGCGAGGGCGAGUGGCUGGCGCAGUACUCUCAGGCGCUGGGGGACUACAUGGCGGACGCAGGGCUGGACCUCACUGUGGACCUGCUACCCCCCAAGGACCCGUACAUCGAGGUGCGCGUGCUCAAGGACGCCGGUGCAAUGUAUCUGGACGACAAAGUGGCCUACUUGGAGGCCAACACUCUGCACCUCGUCAGGAAGACCGAUGCAGAACCACUUAUUCUAAAGGGAUUAUUGGAACACCGAGAAUACUGA
This is a messenger RNA of Closterium sp. Yama58-4, 468 nucleotides long. The record is from the annotation of a GenBank genome assembly. Lineage: Eukaryota; Viridiplantae; Streptophyta; Zygnematophyceae; Desmidiales; Closteriaceae.